UUACAAAACUUAUUUUUUCAACAAAAGUGAGAACAUCAAUAAAAAUACGUUUGUUAUGACGAGGUUGCGUGAUACCAUAGACCGUACACCUGAAUAUGUCAACUUUAUAAAAGAAUUAAAGCAAUUCCACCUUGAAAAAGGCACAACACUUCAAGCAGAACCUGUCUUGGGUGGAAGAAGACUGGAUUUAUAUAAAAUAUUUCAAGUCGUUGCUAGUUCAGGUGGUUUUGAAGAAGUGACAAAGAAUAGAGGAUGGAAGCAAGUGGGCGAUAUUUUUCAAUUUCCUUCUACUUGUACCAACAGUGCUUAUAUUCUUAAGGGUGUUUAUAUACGUAAUUUGUUGGGCUGGGAAGAGGAAAAAUUAUGGAAAAAGGAUUGGAAACCACCAAAGGAAUUAUUGGGUCCAAAUGCUCAUAAAUCAUCUACUUUGGCUGGUAAAGCAUACAAAUCUGUCAUCAAAAAGACAUCGCCCACCAUAAAAUCAACAACAAAGACAACAAAAUCAAAAUCAAAAACCAACCCUCCUCCUCCUUCUACACCUCCCACUAGUCUUGUCGAUCCCUUGACUGUAUUGCAACAAUUGAGCAACCCUCUUUUAUACGAUUUUAGCAACUUGAAUGUAGAUACGACUGUGUAUUCCCCUACAGCUUCUAAUACUCCCUCACCUGCUGUAGAAGAUCAAAGUGUGUUUACUGAAAGGGACCGCAUUUUAUUUGCUUUACAGUUUGGAGAAGGGAAAGAUGUGGAAUGGGCCUUGGAUGAAAUAGUGACCAUCUCAUUUGAAUGUCCCGAAAAGCUUGAUUUGAACACCUCUCCUUUUCUUUUACAGUUGCUUGUCUCACUUGCUCAACCUUGUCUUACUACGCAUGUAGCCGAUAAUGCAUUACCUACCAGUGCUACAGAUACGCUAAACAGCAUGCUGAAUAACAAUACGUCUAAAAGCACCUUAUCACCCAUCACGAUGACAUAUGCCACAGACAGCGAAACAUGUGGUCAUUUGGAUAUUUCGCUUAAAGUACUUCAUAUCUUGCGCAACUUUUCUUUUUUAACAAGCCAUGUCCCUUUAUUGGCUAAAAACACCAUGGUGAAGGAGCUUUUGGUGCAAGGCUUACAGGCAUCCAUGAGUACAGGUCAUGUUGAACUUGGAAGGCAUUCGAUGGAUGUGCUGGAAAACAUGGCUGCGCAUAUGGAACUCGAUUCAACACAAGAUCCUUGCCUUCAAUGUGUGCAAACACUGGUGGCUGCUCAUGAUCGAUACUUGGUGAUUGGCUCUAUUCGUACACUGACAUGGCUCACCAUGAACCAAGUCAACCAUGCCUAUUUAGAGACCAGUCCUGUCAUGACACGCAUUGCACAAAUGCUGUUAUCGAAUGAUGAAGAAUUAGUCGGUACUUCACUUGAAUACAUUUACCAGUACACCCGUAUUUCAGCCCAGGCUCGUUCUCGAUUCUUGGUAUCACCUCCCUCGAAUGCGUAUGUUGGAUUGUUGAUCUCGCUUUUAAUGACCAAAUCAAAGUAUUUCUGUACUCGAUUUAUUCAAGAAGAUACAGCUUUGACUACACCUAACCCCACCGUAUCUACUACGCCUGUUGAACCUAUAGUGCCUCGUGUGCCUAACUUGACUGAAUAUCAAAAAUUAGAUGAACCUUUUCGAUGUUUAGGAUGGUUGAAAGACAAGUUUGAAGUAGCCGAUAGAAGCAGUGUGUUAUCUUUGGAUGACAUGUAUUUGCUUUAUGAAGCUAGAUUUGGAUUAGAAAAAGCACUCAAGAUGAGAGAUUUUUAUACAGUUAUGAAAAUUGCUUUUCCGAAAGUAUCUACUACCGAAACCAAGUCUUUGUUAGGCAGUCCUGGCCAAUCCGCUCCUGUUGUUGAAGGUUUAAAUAUCAUUGGCAUACAGAUCAAAAUGAGUAUUUUACAAGACCGUAUGUAUACAUGUAUGUCAACAAAUGUCACUCAUCUAUUUCCUAUAGGCCCUCAAGUACCUUGUAAAUGGGCUCAAUGCUCACUUUUAUUCGAUGAUACAUUUACACUUCAACGUCAUAUACUCCAUGACCAUAUGCCAUCCACCAUGGAGAGUGAACACUAUGUCUGUAGUUGGUCCCACUGCAAAAACGAACAAAACUUAUUUUCAUCUAAAGACGGCUGGAUAUCCCAUUUACGCACCCAUUUCUACAAUCAAGUAGGCGAAAGUUGUUGCAACAGCCCUGUACAGAGCCCUGAACCUUCACUUUCACCUUCACCUUCCACACCUGCAUCUCAAAUUUCAUUAACAAGUACCACGUCGCCUAGGGUAAAACCGGUUGAUAUGUCUGACAUUCAAGGCAUUGCCCUUGUUGCCUCUCAUUUACUCAACUGGCUCUCAAAAGAUCCCCAGAGUGCGCCCUACUUUAUUCCCUACGAAAAGGAACUGACGAGCAUUGCUGAACAAAGACCCAAAUUAGCUGCAUUUGUUUGGUCUAUUUGUUCCAAUUUUAAAUCUUCAAAACCUUCUCAACCCAUUGUUUCAAUCAAUACUACACCAGUUUAAUUAUUAAUACACAUUUCAUUUUUCCAUAGAUCUUUAGCAUGUAGAUAUUAUGACAAUAAAGAUAACAA
Molecule: messenger RNA, 2595 nt
Organism: Gilbertella persicaria
Lineage: Eukaryota; Fungi; Mucoromycota; Mucoromycetes; Mucorales; Choanephoraceae
Exons: 4
Coding region: 56-2527 (823 amino acids)
Molecular function (GO): zinc ion binding; DNA binding
Source: RefSeq, a predicted model, not a curated record